ACCGCGACCACUUGUACAACGACGCAAGUUUCACAAUUUCAGCGAGGUUUCUGUCCGUUUGUUAGGAAAACGAAACCUCUUGGCAGGUACACACACACAGUCGAGGAGAUGGCGCCCUCCCGUCCCACAUCUAGAUCUACUGCACGCGAUUUCUAGUUUCGUUUUGUUUGCUUAAGAUUACCGGGUUCACACUCAUCUGGGAGACAAGCAGGCCCGAGCAGACGAGAGGAAGGGACUCCGGACGUCUGGAUAUCUCGUCUCUUCUGUCACGGAGUGGAGUCUCUCGACACACGGGUCAUCUCUCACGGCACAGGACAGAGAUACAGGCGACGACGGCAGGAGAAGAAGGAGGAGAAGAUAGGAAGAUCGGUGGUGAUCAUAGUUUACGUACGAACGUGCGUGUGAACACAUACACGUAUUACACAUCCACACACGCACACAGUGGGUCGCCGCGUACGACGGACUGACUGAUUGACUGAGUGACUGACUGACGGUAGGUACUUGGCACUGAUCUUGAUUUUGAUAACAUUGACGUACGUCGGAGUGGAGUCUUCACAAUAGUGUACGCGCGCGCGCACACACAUACACACAGCACUUAACUUCACUGGAAUGUAAAUCUAUCUACCUACACUGGAUGUGUCCUUUCCUCUGUGGAGAUUUGAAAAAGCACACACAGUUCAACAAGAGAAGAAGAAGGAGAGAGCCUUGCCUAACUCCAGUACUUCCUGGCUCUGUUAUUGCGUCUUGGCUGUGGGCAGCAGCAGCGGCAGCGGUGGUGGUGGGGGUAUCGCGAGGACGAGAGUCGGGACUUUGAGAUCGGGGUACGACGAGGCAGCAGGCGGCUGCUACGACCGUAGGGUAAGUCGCUCGCCGUAAAAUUAGAAUCUCCAACUCGGCCGCGCGUUUCGCUCGGCCUCACCGAGUUAAUCCGGAGUUUGGAACCCGUUUCCCCGCGCGUCGGGGGCCCCUCGUGUGACAGCAGCGCCUGGAGUGUGAGGCCCGUAUCGCACCGAGACCUGCUAGGCGUACAGACAUCUACAGGACCAAAACGCCGAGCGUGGUAGGCUAGGGUCGGAUCUCCCUCCCCCCUCUCUGUCCUCGGCCGACUUCAACUCUUCUCUUGUUGUGGACUCAGAGCACAAAAAAACUCCGCGAGACGCAUGAAGAGGUCGUGAAGAGAUUCGAAAAAGAAACAGAGGAAAAGAUUCCUCCCCGCUACCUGUUGCUUAUGCCGCCUUCGCGCAGACUUGCUGGAGAAGAGGAUUACAACCAGAGGUUUUCGCUCUCGUUACGUGCACAUUUCUUUUUCUUAUUGUUCCUGCUCGCGUGUGUGUGUGCGCGAGUGCGUGUUUGUGUGUGACGAUUCGGUGGCUGGCUGUCGACUCGAAGGAGCCACCACAGAGGAGUGAGGUCUUGCCUAUCUACGCUGGGAUUUUUCUGGCAUGGAGUUCCGAGAUUCAAAGUUUUUACCGAUGGCAGUGGCUGUAUUAGAUCUACGUUGUGAAGUUCAUGGGCUGUAGGAACGAGGGAAAAUUUCUUCGUAGCCUACUGCGCAGAAAACAAUUAAUUGUGCGUUUCGUAAGUAAAAGUGUAAUGAAUUAGAUUCUAUGCUUAGGUAUGGCGUUAGUAUAAGAGAAUUCAUAAAUAAUUCUAAAAACUGACCUCAUUGUUUCAAACUCCCUUGAGAACGGAGUCGUUUUCAGCUGUACGUUUUAUUCACUCUCAGAAUAAAUUAAUGACAAGAAGGAAUAUGUGAUAAUGACAAAGAAUACCAUUGUGACAAGAAAAAUAACAAGAUGGUUAUGUUUCAACACUCGGAUUUGAAUUUCUCUUUCUUCAAAUCUCAUCUGCUAGAAAUAGAAACAUCGUUUUCGUAAUAAUCUAGAUCUAUUUAAAUCAGAAAUAAAAACCAACAGCAUACUCCCAAACUAUGGCGGGGGUGAGUUCGUUCACGGUCAUCUGUCUGCUUCUGUGUGUCGCCACUGACCGCUGUUGUGAGCCCGACACCGAGACGGGUCAUGCCCAGACUACAACUCACCAAAACUCUUCACCAUCAACGGGAGUUGGAUCUAGCCGUUACGUUCAAAACGCUGGGGUUCCAAACCCAGGAAACCCUGACGGCGGGGGUGGUGGUGGUGUAGUUUUGGAUCCCUGGCAGAAUGAGGAGGAAGGUUCUAGUAGAUCUAGAUCUAGUAGAGUGAUUCUUGACCAGGAGGUUUACAUUCCGGAUUACACGAGGAUUCUCACAUUGGAUAUCAUACCGCGGGUUGAUGU
Molecule: messenger RNA, 2274 nt
Organism: Aplysia californica (California sea hare)
Lineage: Eukaryota; Metazoa; Mollusca; Gastropoda; Aplysiida; Aplysiidae
Source: RefSeq, a predicted model, not a curated record